AUGUUAGGAUGUGCGCUCGAGGAACUUAUUUUAUUCCGGUGGGAAGUUCCGGGGUAUUUGGUCAGCGACAGUGGUAAGAACUAUUGCGGGGCGGACUUCAUGACCGUACUCAAAGAGUAUGGGAUUGAACACGUGCCCUGCCCACCCUACCAUCAACAGGCAGACUUUUGUGAACGUGCGAUCAAGACGUUGAAGACCAUGAUCUCCAUUUUUGUAGAUCAUGAUCAUCGCGACUGGGAUAAGCACCUGCACGAGUUUCGGCAUGCUAUAAAUACGGCGGUACAGGCGAGUACAAAGGUGUCACCGGCGUUCCUCAAUUUUGGUCGGGAACCGCGUCAAGCGAAGAGCCUGCGUAGGGAAGUAGAGGUGCGGGGCCCUUUUGUUCGGUUGUCUCCUGAGGAGUGGGCGGACCGGCUGAAGCGCCUCAAUGCUCUGAGGAGCCUGGUGGUCAGGCAUAUUGAGCAGGCACAGGACAGGCAGAAGCGCCACUAUGAUCGUGGCCGCCGGUUCGUCCAGUUCCAAGAGGGAGAUUUGGUCUUGCGACGCUCCCACACUCUGUCCAACGCAGCGCUAGGUAGGAACGCCAAACUUGACCCUUUGUAUAUCGGUCCGUAUAAGGUGCUGGAGGUGCUGUCCCCAGAAUUGUAUAUUCUGACGACGGAUAGCAAGAAGCAGGUGGACCGCGUACACGUGAAGGAGUUAAAGCGAUAUGUCCCUCCGCGUUCGAACCGAGCGACAGCGUGUGUGUAG
Phymastichus coffea is the source of this 750-nucleotide messenger RNA. RefSeq lists its product as uncharacterized. Gene Ontology annotation, biological process: DNA integration. Gene Ontology annotation, molecular function: nucleic acid binding. Lineage: Eukaryota; Metazoa; Arthropoda; Insecta; Hymenoptera; Eulophidae. The record is from RefSeq and is a predicted model, not a curated record. The transcript has a single exon. Bases 1 to 750 code for a protein of 249 amino acids.